CGGAAGUCGCUGUGGUGUGUUCCGGUGCUGAUGUGGCCGGGGGCGGCGCUUGGCAGCUGAGGUCGGAGCCGGGGGCGCUACCGGAGUUGGGUGAACGCGGGGGAGACCGGGCUCCCGGCGCAGUGGAUGCCUAAUGAAGCAGUCUCAACCUUAUCCAUACUGCAACCACCACUUCCUGGGGCUUCCUUCCAAUUUAGCACUAUGGGAAGGGCAAGGGGGUUGUGACCCCAUAAUGCCUGCUUGUAAUCUGGAGAGGAGAGAGCAGAUGGUUGCAAGGUCUGGAUAUUCUAUAGGCUAGAAGAGUGAAGCACGGUCAUUUCGCCACGCUGAGAAUAGGGAUACUAACCCGUUCCUACUGGAGGUGUCCGUGUAAAGAUCAGAGCACUGCGGUCUGAGAUGCUGAGCCGCUUAUCAGGGUUAGCAAACACUGUUCUGCAGGAGCUGUCGGGGGAUGGAAGUGAUGCACAAGUUGAGUCCUCUGCCACUGUGUCGGAGCCAGGAAUGGAGAGCAGGGAGGAGAUGCCCAAGGAUAUACUGGAGCGUCUGGCCCACACAGAGCAGCUGGCUGUCCAGCUGAAGGAUUUGGUCCGAGAGAAGGAUGCCCAGCUCCAGCAGAAAGAAGUUGAACUCAAGGAAGAGAGGGAGGCUGCAGAUGCUAAGUUGAAGAAGCUGAAGCUGCAGGCCAAAGCCAAGCUGGCAGCUCUGAAUAAACGCAUUGAGGAGCUGACAGAGCAGGGGUCAGUGUUGCCUGCAAAAAGCCUGCCAGAAGAGCAGCUGCAUCACAGGAAGCUUCAGAAUAAUCAGAGGACUAAUGAAGAGCAGAGAGAGGAGGCUGAAGCACUCAGAAAGAAACUCCAGGAGCAGGAGGACACUGUCAGGAACCUGAUGGAGCAGCUGACUGCAACUAGAGAGAGCCUGACAGAUACUCAGACCAAGCAAGCAGCCCAGCUGAGCUGCCUGCAGGAGGUGAUUCGUGAGAAGGAUGCUCUCCUAGAAGAACAGGUUCACCAACACCAUGCUGAAUUACACCAAGUAGUGGCCCGAUCAGAUCUGGAAGCUGAGAUGCAGCAGAACCUGAGGACACUGCAGAGAAAGCUGGAGGAACAGGAAGCGGCUCUGCUAGGACGAACUCAGGUGGUGGAACUGCUGCAGCGGGAAUUACGUGGUGCGGAAGAACAGAACAAGACUCUCUUGGACCAGUGUCAGAGGAUGGAGGCAGAGCUGAGCUCUUUAAAGAACAUGUUGGAUGCAGAGAGAGAGGAGUCUCGAAGCCUCGUGGAGAAGAUGGAGCUGGAAUUGGCUGAGAAGAAGCUGUCCUUCCAUCGCUUACAGGAGGAGGUGCAGUAUCUCUCAGAGCAGCUGGAGCAGGCAGGAAGAACUCGGGCUGAACUGGAAUCUGAAUGUAGAGCUCAGGACCAGAAACACAAGCUGGAGGUAGAAGAGCAAAAGCUGCAUAUUACUUACCUCCAGAUGGCUGAACAAGAGCUGCGGUCUAGCCACGAUGGCCUCAUAGCUCAGAAUGAUCAGCUGCUGCGGGAUAUUGAUCGGCUGCUGAUGCAGUCUACUGAAAACUCUGCUACCAUACAACACCUGCAAGAUGAGCUCACGCAAAAAUCUGAGGAGUUCGUCCAUUGCCAGACUGAGCUAAAAUUGUUAAAGUCUGAGCCAGUGAUGCAGGUCUCUCAAUCAGAGGAGCAGGUACAAUCUCUAAAGCCAGUCUCUGAGCAGGAUGAAAUACCUCUGCAGAAAAAUGUGGUGGAGCAGGAGGAUGAGAAGAGGACUUUACUCCUACCCACUGCAGGCUUGGAGGGGCUGAAGGCUGAAAAUGAGACCCUGUGCUCUCAACAUACCCUCCUGGAGGCUCAGCAUGAAGCUGUGAUGAGCAUGGAAGAUUCAAACCAGACUGACAGCACUGGAACUGAUUCCAAGUUAUUGGACUUGCUGACUCAAGAAGGACCAUCCUGCUCUGGAUACUGCUCACCUGAUGGUCAUUCAGCAACACUAGUGAAUAAUGAACCACAAUCUCCUCAGCCAUCUGAAGAUACCAUGGUUCUAACCCAGACCAGUACAGAUGAAACCCCAAGAAGCAGCUGUGGGCAGUCUGCUGAAGAAAGUGGCCCAGCUGGCAUUCUGGAGUAUCUUUCUGCAGAGAAACAUAAAGAGCUGUCAGUCUUGUUGCUGGAAUUGAGGGAAGCUCAAGAGGAGAUAAUAUUUCUGAAGGGACAGCUCCUGGACCCAGGAAACCAAACACCUGCAAUGAACUUGGCAGAGGAAGAAAUAAACCUAAUGGGAGGAAGAUUCCAGCCAAGAUUCCUUGAGGGAGAAGGACAAAAGACCUCAUCUAUUCAGAGUGAAUUGAGCAGCUGCUCGCUGACAGUGGAGGAAGUGCAGAAAACUUCUGUGCUUCAGGAAGAGACAAUCAGCUUCCCAGGAGUACCCAUGGAGCACAUCACCCACAGUGGAGGGGAAAUGGAGGCAGUGCAAGGGCUUAGAGGAGCGCUCUCUGCAGCAACUACAGAGCUUGAUCUUUCUCAGCCUCAGGAGCUGACACAGUUGCAGAUAAAAAUUAUGGAGCUGCAAACAAGUCUGCAGAAAUCCGAGGAAUUGUAUAAGAAAGACUCAGACGAGAAAGUGGCAGAAAUAAAUAGGCUAACCCAGCUGGCUGAGGAAUGCAGGAAAAAUGCAGAGAACUCUAACAGUGCAUUGCAUCUUCUGACUGAAGAGAGAGAUCAGCUCCUGUCUCAGAUGAAGGAGCUUUGUACCAUAACAGAACUAAAGGAGCAAGUGAAGAAGCUUGAGGGAAAUCUAAUGGAUUCAGAAAAGCAGAGGCUAUCUGACUAUGAAAGCAGAACUAUACAGCACAGUCUACUGAAAGAACAAAUCCAGAGCCUGAAAAAUGAAUAUAAAUCCAAAGAGAUAAAAAUUGAAGCUUUGCAAAAGGACCUGGAUGAGGCACAGCUUCAGCUUUCGAAACAGGAUGCUCUAGCAAAAAGUCUGAGAAACCAGCUCCAGAAGACGGAGUGUGAAGUGCUUGAUCUGCAAGAACAUCUGAGGAAGAACACAGUCAAGAUAGAGGAGCUUACCCAAGGCAUUGUCUCAAAGGAGCUUGACACAGCAAGGCUAGAACAGGUUCUUGCUGAACGGACUGGGGAUAAUGAGAACCUCCAGCAAACUUUACUGGAGAGGGAUCAGCAGGUGACGGAAAUCAGCAUCACAAUGUCUGAGAAAAUAGUCCAGCUGAAUGAAGAGAAAUUUGCUCUGGGGAGUGAGCUAAAGAGCCUUAAAGAGCAGAUGAGCCUAUUGCUGAAAACUGAAGAGAUAAGAGACCAGCACAUGGGACAAACAGGAGAAGUAGAAGACUUGUGUCUGAAAUGCAAGGGGUCUGAGCAGCAGAGUGAGAUGGUGGCAGCAGUGUGUAAGGAGAGAGAGGUGCUAGGAAGUGAACUGGAGCGUCUCAAAAAAGAAAAUGAGCAAGUGAAGCGGAAGCUGCAGGCAGCUCUCAUCAACAGGAAGGAACUUCUGAAGAAGGUCAACAAGCUAGAGAAUGAGCUGGUGCAAGUGAGAGGGACAUUUGGGGCAGAAGCUCAGAAAGCUGAAGUGGAAGAAACUACAGCAAGUGGCCUAAAUGCAGAGGGAGACGUGACUCCUGAAAGCCACGCCAGGGAGAUGUCUCUCAUGCAGUUGCUUUCUGAAAGGGAAGCUGAGCUGCAGAGCAUCCAGAAGGACUUGUCGGAGAAAGAAGCAGCUGAAGCACAGUUGCAGGCUCUGAUUGAGGAGAUGAAGAAAAGUUUGCAGGAUAAGACCAACCUAAUUGAUUCAGAGAAGGCUGAAAUUAUGGAAAGCCAGUCAGCCAUCCAGAAACUUAUCACAGCCAAUAAGCACUUGGAAGGUUCUGACCCAGCUGCUUCUAAAGAGGAUGAGGUGGACAGUCCAGCUGCUGCAGGGUUUGAAGAACACCAUAAGUCUGCCCUGAAAGAGAGAAUCUCAGCCCUUGAACAAGAAAAAGAGCAACUUCAAAAGAAGCUUCAGGAAGCACUGACUUCCCGUAAGGAUACUAUAAAGAAGGCCCAAGAAAAAGAUCGACACCACAGAGAACAGCUGAAACAGCAGAAGGAUGAUUACAAUCUCCUACAAGAAGAGUUUGGUAAGCAAAGCAAAGAGAAGGAAAGCAUCCAAGAUCAGCUCAGGCAACUCCAAGCACAGAGUGAGUGUACAGAGAGCCGUUCUCUGCCAGGCAUCCAUUUCCAAAGGUCAGCUGAGUCUGUACUUGAUGUAACACAACAGCUUGUAGGAAACGUACAGCAUUCUGGCUGGAGCCAAGGCUGGAUUGAGUCUUCAUGCUUGGAAGUAGAAAAUACUAAGACAAAUAACCUCUUACAGGAGACAGAUGUUUCUGUAGAAGAGUUUAAGGUAGAGCUCAAGAAUCUGCAGACCAAGAAAAAUGAACUAGAAUUCAAAGUCAGUCAGUUGGAAAGUGAUCUUGCUUGCAAAUCAGAAGCAGUCAUUCAGCUACAAGAGCACAUAGCACAAUUGCUCUCAGAGAUGGAAGGUCUGAAGAGCACCUGUCACCAGGUGGAAGCCCAUGCAGCAAGUCUUCAGGCAGAACUGGAAAAAAGUAAAGCAGAGAUUUCCAGACAGGACAAUCUGAAGGCACUUAAACAAGAAGUAGAGGAGCUAAAAAAUCUCAUGAGCAAAAAGGAUGAAGAAAUUGAACUCUUAAACUUGCAGCUAAGAGAGAAAAGCAAAGCUCUUACUCGUGUACAGAGAGAUUUCCUGGAAAAAGACGACUUGAUCAAGACUCUGCACAGUCAACUGGAAAAACAAACUAGUAUGCAUGAGGAACAAAGCAAGCGACUGAAAGCUGAGCUUCUUGAAGUCCAGCAGAGACCAGAUGAGGGGGCUGAAGAAGCCAAAUAUAAGAACCAAAUGCAGAGAAAACUGCAGGCUGCACUCAUCUCUAGAAAAGAGGCACUUAAAGAGAGCAAGACUCUAAAAGAGGAGCUGGCUACUGCCAAAAUGACUAUAGAAAAUCUCUCUCUGAGGUUGGCAGAUAUGGAGAGCCAGGUUUGUGAUUGGGAUAGGCAAAAAGAUGCCUUAUCAGAAAAAUUAGUAGGUGUCACUGAAGAGAGAGAGAAACUCAUUGCAGAAGUUGACAAAGCUUUAAUGGAAAAUCAGAACCUUGAUAGCUCUAGUGAAAGCCUGAAGCUGGCUCUAGAGGGGAUCACUCAAGAGAAGGAGAAGCUAGAGAAGGAGAUCGAAUCCUUGAAAUGUUCGCAGGCUGCUGAGAGUUCUGAGUGGCAAGAGAAAUAUAAGGAGCUGCAGAAAGAAUAUGAAACCCUCUUGCAGUCCUAUGAGAAUGUAAGUAAUGAGGCUGAGCGAAUUCAUCGUGUUCUGGAAACUAUCAGGCAGGAAAAGCAAGACAUUUUCAGCAAGUUGAAAGGUGCUGAGGCUAAGAAAAGAGAAGUAGAUAAGCAGCUGCAGGAGGCUGAGCAGGAGAUGGAGGGAAUGAAAGAAAAAAUGAGGAAGUUUGCAAAAUCCAAGCAACAAAAGAUCCUGGAACUGGAGGAAGAGAACGAACGGCUGAGAACAGAGUUGCACCCUACAGAGAGUGACCUACACAGGGAUGGAGAUAUGGCUCUCUUGACAAGCACUAGUAUUAGAGAGGCACUAGAGAGCUCUAGGAGGGACUGCCAAUCUCUUUCCAUUCAACUUGAAGCAUUAAUGGCUGAAAAGGGUUCUCUUAGUCAAGAAGUUCAAGUCUUAAAGCACCAAUUACAGUGCACAGAAUCCAAGCUGAAGGAAAACCUAGAGGCAGCAGUCAAGCAUGGUGUCCAAAAAACUAUAGUGGAAGGAGCAAAUCAAGCCAUUCUCACAGCAGCAUUACCUCUAGAAGUGGCUGACAAUCAAGUGGAUUUAGGGCCCUGCGCAAAGUCUCCAGAGCCUCUUAGAGCAGGCAUUGUAACUGAUGCAGAAGAGAAAUUAAAUGAAGGUAGCAGCUCACAUGAUGAAAUUAAUACUUACUUACAGCAAAUAGCUCAGCUCACAGAGCGAAUCACAGAACUGGAGGAGAAUAGAAUGGCUGCAGAAGAACAAGUAGGCAGCAUCUGUAGGAGUGCUGAAACCUUAGGAGAGGAGAAAAAGGCCUUAGAGAGCCAAGUGGCAGCAAAAGUCCAUGAACUGAACACCCUUCAGGAAACAGUAGCCAAGAUGGAACUAACUAACAGACAAAUCGAAGAACAACUUGUCAGAAUGACAAAGCUGAAGGAAACGCUGGAGGCAGAGAAGGAUGACUUGGAGGAAAGGCUCAUGAAUCAGCUAGCAGAACUUAAUGGAAGUAUUGGAAACUAUCAACAAGACAUGGCUGACCUCCAAACCAAAAAUGAGCAACUGAAAUCUGAGCUCCAGAGCUUGCAAAGAAUGGUAAGUGAGCUGGAGAAGGAGAAGUGGCAGCUAGUGAGAGAGAAAACUGAGGCAGAGGCAGACACACAGAAGGAAUAUGCAGAAAAACUAAAAUGUGCUCGGAAGGGAGAUGGCAGCAGAACUCAUGCAAAAGAGCUUCAGGAACUGCUGAAACAGAAACAGCAGGAGGUGAAGCAGUUGCAGAAGGACUGUAUUAAAAGCCAGGAGAAGAUCAGUAGUCUAGAGAGAACUGUUAAAGCUCUGCAGUUUGUUCAAAGUGAGUCUCAAAAGGAACUUGCAGCAGCCAAAGAGAACUUAGCCAAAGCAUGUGAAGACACCAAGAAAGCACAAGCAGAGCUGGCUUCCUGCAGAAUAUUACUGGAUGAUACUCAGAGCGAGACAGCAAGGGUUCUAGCAGAGAGCCUCAAAGUGAAAGAGGAGCUGCAGGCAAACAAAGAGCAUGUUAAAAUUCAAAUGAAGAGAAAGGAUGAAGAUUUUGAAAGAAGACUGGAACAAGAAAAAGACCAGCACUCAAAGGAGAUAAAUAACAUGGAGGAAAAGCUGGCAUCUUUGCAGAGAGAGAGAGAUUAUAUGGAAGGGACUGUCAGAGACAUUCAAGAUUCCUUAUACAGAAGGGACCAAGAAGCCAAGCAGCUACAAGGCAGCCUUAACAAAACCCUGGCCCAGCUUGCAGCCUUCACCAGGAGCAUGACUUCUCUCCAGGAUGAUAGGGAUCGAGUGAUAGAUGAGUCCAAAAAAUGGGAGAAGAAGUUCACUGAGGCUAUUCAAAAGAAGGAAGAGGAGAUCCAUGCUAGAGAGGAGACCUGCACUGUUCUAAAGGAUCAGAUGAGGCAGAUGUCCAUGCAUAUAGAGGAGCUACAGAUUCAUGUAUCCAGGCUGGAACACAACAAACAGGAUUGGGAGUCUGAGUCUCAGAGAGUGAUUCAGCAGCAUCAAAAGAUGUCUGACAUGUUGCAGGAGGAAAACAAAGGGCUCAUGUCUCAGUUAGAAGAGUAUCAGAGACUAUAUACAGACUCUCAAAAUGAACUGCAGAAGGUAGAUGCAGAAAUCAAGUGCCUCAGAGACCAGCUUGCUGAUUUGCAUAACUCCUUCACUAAGUCUGAGGUAGCAAGAGAAGAAAUGGAAAGCAUGGUCAAGCAACAAGAGGCCAGUAUCCAGAACUGUAAAUUCAACUGUGAGCAGCUUGAGGCUGACCUACAGGCCUCCAAGGACCUGACAAACAAGCUGCACAAAGAAAUUGGUGCCAAAGAUCAGAAGAUUAUCAGUCUACUGUCUGCCAAGGAGGAGGCAGUCAUGACUGUUGUAUCUGAGUUACAGCAGCAACACGGUGAAGAGGUUAAAAAGCUGGAGGACAGGCUGGGCAAGAAGGAAGAAGAGAAAGUGGCCCUGGAAAAUGAGAGAGAGAAAGCACUGGACAAGCUUAAUCAUCUCAUGGAAACAAUGAAGAUAACCAGAGAGGAAAAUAAGCAGCAGAAGGCACAGCUGGCUUCCUUCACCAAAUGCAUGUCUUCUCUGCAGGAUGACAGAGACCAUGUGCUGAGAGACUAUAAACAGCUGGAAGAGCGUCAUCUUGUUAUAAUCCUGGAGAAAGACCAGUUGAUUCAAGAGGCUGCUGCUGAGAACAACAAGCUCAAAGAGGAGAUUCGAAGCUUCCAUAGCCGGAUGGAUGACCUCAACUCUGAAAAUGCCAAACUGGAUGCAGAACUCGUGCGGUAUAGGGAGGACCUGAACCAGGUGAUUUCAAUAAAGGAUUCCCAGCAAAAGCAACUCCUCAAAACAAAGCUUCAGCGAAUCCAGGUGCUGGAAAGUGAAAAGGUCAACAUAGAAGGGCAUCUGAAGGAGUCUGAACAUGCUGUGGAAGAUCUCAGGCAGUGUGUGGAAGCCCUGAAAGAGGACAAACAAAGCAUGUCCAAAGAGAUUGAGAACAUGACAUUCUCUCUGUCUCAGAUUCAGAGCGAGAUGACAGCUUUACAUGAAGGGAGACUCAUUGUGGAGCUGGAGACCCAAUUAAAAGAUCAGGAGAAGGAGGUGCAAGAGCUGAGCGGUAAGCUUGCUCUCUCACAGAAGAGGGUAGCAGAAUUAGAGGAGGAACUGGUCCAUGUCCAAAGGAAUGCAGCCAAGAAGGUGGGAGAGGCUGAGGACAAACUUGAGAAUGAACUGAAGCAUCUACAUCAUGAUGCAGGGGUAAUGCGGAAUGAAACUGAAACAGCAGAAGAGAGGGUAGCAGAGCUGGCAGGGGACCUGAUGGAAAUGGAACAGAAAUUUCUUACAGUCACAGAGGACAACAAAGAUCUGAGAGCCCAAAUUCAGUCUUUUGGGAAGUCCAUGAGCUCUCUCCAGAAUAGCUGGGACCAAACUAAUGAAGAGCUUCAGGUGCUGGGAAAGAAGUACUCUGCAGACUUAGAGAAGCAGCAGUGUCUAGUACAGAGCCUCCAGAAGGAGAUGGCUCAAUUACAGGAAGAGCAGCACUCCACUGCAAAAGAGAGAGACACUCUGAUGUCUGAACUGACAGCCCUGAAGAAUGCUGAUGAUAAAAAAGGUCUGUUAUUUCAGCUUGAGGAACUUAACCGACAGCUCAGAGUCAAAGAGGAAGAGCUUCUCCGCUUGUCUUUGGAACUGGAGGAGUCCUCCAGCCAGGUAAAGUCCUUCUCUAGGGCCAUGGCAAGCCUGCAGGAUGAGAGAGACCGUCUGUUGAGUGAAUUGGACAAAGCACAUAAGGUGGAGGAAGUGAAGCAGCAGACAGCAGUGAGCUCUUCCACCAGCCCUGCAGAAGUGCAGAGCCUGAAGAGGGCAUUGUCCUCCUUGCAGGAUGACAGAGACAGACUGUUGACAGAGCUGAAGAAUCUGCAGCAGCAGUACCUGCAGAUUGGCAUGGAAACAGCUGAGAUCUCUCACUUAAAGACUCGACUGCAGGAGUAUCAGCUAGAGGCUGAUAAACAGCAUUGUCUCCAAGAACAAUUGAGGCAGGACAGCAUUUCCUGCCAACAGGAGCUCCACCAGCUCAGACAGGAGAAGACCACAUGGGAGAUGCAGAACAAGAGGGAAAAAGAGCAGUACUUGAUGGCCUUGGCGGACAAAGACCAGCAGCUAAGUCACUUGCAAAGGAUUGUGCAAGAUUGUGUGAAGUCACCCCUGUCCAAGACGCAGGUCAUAGAGGAGCAAUAUCAAAGGCAGACUUCUCCAGAGACCCCCAGCUCCAGUGAAACUUUGGGAGGGGACCCGUCCAGCCUAGAAUCCGAGACAGAUCGCCUCCGGGUCCAACUGGGUGACAGCCUGAAAGAGCUGCACCAAAAGGAGCUGAGAAUUCAACAGUUAAACAGUAAGCUCUCUCAGAUCUUUGAGGAGAAAAAUGCCCUCUCUAUCCAGCUGCGGGGCAGCAGCCAGAAUCUCCGUGAGAGCCACCAACACUGCCGUGAGGUCCUGAACCGCUGCAUGGCCCUGGAGAGGCAGCUGCAGGAGCUGCAAUCCCCAAACAAGGACACGGUAAGGGGUGGAGUAAUGGAGGGAAGGUGGUGUAUUCCUUGUGACAGCCUAGUUGAAUUGAAGGGCAAUUCUCACUGCAGACUUUGUUUGCUGUAUGACAUGGCAGCUGGUCUGGACUCUGUUCUGUUUGAGACUUUAAUCCGGCUCUCCCAUUGCUUUACUGAUUGCCCUGCCCAGCACUUGAUGCCUUGCCGCACAUAUACUCUGUUUCAGAGGUCACUCGUGACAGAUGCUGCUCCAGGAGCCCCUCAGGAAAAGAACGAACUUCAAAGAGAGUGUUACACUCCAGAAUUGCAGGAAUUACAGCUGAGGUUAUCAGAGGCCAAACAUCUGCACAGCAGCACAAAGCAGGACCUGAGGCGUUUGGAAGAGCAGCUGCAUGAGGAACGAGACCAGCGUCUUGCUGCAGAGGAGGCUUUCUCAGCAGCACAGGAUCAGAUCAGGAGGUUGGAGUCAAGUGAAUGGGCAUCUGCUCUGGGUUCCAGCAUUGAUUUGUCUCCACCCCAUGAACACUCCUUGCUGAUUGACCCCAUGGACAGUUCCUUUAGCAAGACUCGGAGCAACUCUGGUUUGUGGCGGCAGCUGCGCUUUCUCUUCUGUUCCAGAACCCGCCUACCACUGCUGGUGACCGUGUAUUUGCUCAUGCUUCACAUCCUACUCUUCCUGUGCUUUACAGGCCGCCUGUGAGCAGGGCCAACAGUCUCUCCCUGAGCAUCAGACCUUUACCCCAUGCCUGUGCCAGACAGGUUUUUGGGCCAGCAGUCACCAGUGCCCCGCACCAGCUGGCCACCCACCUAGCUAGCUCUGUGGGGCAACUGAGCCCAGCAGUCUCCAGCACUCACCCCUGAGCUGCUUGCUCUGGCCCAACUGGGUGGCUGCUGACAACCUUUCACACACACCCUCACGAAGUGUUACCAGGUCAUCUUUUCUGAGCCAGGCUCCUCAGGCUGGGAAUGAGUGAAGACGGUGUAAUCUGCAGCUUCCACCUGCAGACGGCUCCACUCCAGCUGUUAAUCAUUUAUGAUGGGGGUUGCAAAGAAAAUGCUGUCAGGUACUGCAGCUCCCAGUGCCUUCAGAAGGUUCGCUGGCACCACUGCAUCUUGUCAUGCUUACACUCAAGCCGGUAUCAAUGGCUGUACCAGCCUAGAAAGUGGCAUUGGCCACCUGCCCCUCAGUCCACAUGUCACUGGCUUUGCAGGUGAUGGCUCACCCUACCCAUCUGCAGUGUUCCUUCCCUUUCACAGAUAGCACUAUCGUAUUGCAGAGAUUGCACCAGUCCAUGAGCAAGGGAGGGAAGCUCCCUCCCCGCUGAUCCCCCAGAUCUUAAACCCAGCCACUUGGGCCCUUCUAGUGAUGAUUAAAAACAAGAAAGGGAAGUUGUGGAGUUUUUACGGGAUACUAUAUAGAGCCAAUCAGGGUCUGUUUUAUAACUUUUUCAGUGGGGCUAAUUUUUGGGUUUCAGCUCAGUAGAGUUCCCUGCAGGAGAAGGGCAAUCACUGCAGCAUGCAAACAUGCUGAGCCUUACAUCUAAGGGCUUUUGUAAGUAUUUGCUGUUAUGCCCCUGCAGGAGAAGGGCAGUAAUUUAAUUAUUGAAAGAGAAUAGGGGACUUGACCUUUUAUCUCUAAUUUAAUCAUUGCACUAAUUAUAAAGCUUGUGCAGUUCUUGCUGCGGAUAGGGGAGAGGAGAAGAGAAGUCCUGCUCCUGCACCCUGUUUCCUUUGAAAAGACUAAACCUGGAUAAUUUGUGCUACAGGGUAUAGCUCCAAGGGGUCUGGGCUCUCCAUGGAUUACAAGAACCCCACAGACAAACCCCUCCCUGUUGUAAGGGGAAGAUUCCUAAGGCCUCUGCCCCACCCCCACUUCAUGAGACUUCUUUUUGGAGAAGCCUGUGACUGGUGUUGCUGGGGUGGCUGCAUGUACCCUAUGCCAUACACUCUAAGUGCAGUUGGGCCUGUUCCCACUGAUUGUGUAGAUGGCGGAGUUCAGAGCUCUCUACGGAGCCCCUGAACAUGCUCCAUACAGAGAAUGAGAUACUGAUGUACCUGGAGAUGAGGAUUCUGAACACAGUGGUGACUGCUCCAGUUGAGAAAGGAGGGUGGAACCUAUCAGAUAAGCCUUCACUUAGAGCUGCCGUCUACUUUGUAAGGUGUGCCUCUCCCUUCCUGGUUUUAGAAUGCCCUCCCCCCACACACCGUUUAAUGGAGGAAAGUUAAUUCUCCUGACGCUGUUCUUAGUCCAGGUCUCCAGGGUCGCUGAACUGAGCCUGUGAAGAGACAGGGACUGGUUCCUUUGCUGUCCCUACAGCAACUGGGCCUCUGGCUAGGUCCAGAAUACUGAAGCCAUAUAUCUGUGCUCCCCCAUGAGUAUUUAUAGAGAGCGUGCCCUGCAGGAUUCCCCCCUUGAUUCUAUGAAAUCCAGUGACUGAACCUCUCUCCUAUAGCUUCCGGGGGCACAUGCUCCUGUGUACAAUAAAGAUUAUUUUUCAGAGUGAA
Chelonia mydas (Green sea turtle) is the source of this 12395-nucleotide messenger RNA. It is a transcript of the gene GOLGB1, whose product is annotated as golgin B1. The record is from RefSeq and is a predicted model, not a curated record. The transcript has 24 exons. Lineage: Eukaryota; Metazoa; Chordata; Testudines; Cheloniidae. Bases 397 to 10590 code for a protein of 3397 amino acids. Gene Ontology annotation, cellular component: membrane; endoplasmic reticulum-Golgi intermediate compartment; cis-Golgi network.